ACAUGACAUGUGUCAAACAUUGAAAACAUCAGAAAAAAUUCAUUUGAUCUUGUGACCCGUUUUGCGCUGGUUGGUUGAUUGGUGUUUCGCGGACCGAAAGAAAUAAUAAACUUGCAAAAAUGUCGUCCAAGGAUCGAAUCCCGAUUUUCCCAUCCCGAGGUGCCCAGAUGCAGAUGAAGGCCCGUCUGGCAGGAGCCCACAAAGGUCACGGGUUGCUGAAGAAGAAGGCCGAUGCCCUCCAGAUGAGGUUCCGGAUGAUCCUUAGCAAAAUUAUCGAGACCAAAACGUUGAUGGGAGAAGUGAUGAAGGAAGCUGCCUUUUCGCUGGCUGAGGCCAAGUUCUUGUCCGGAGACUUCAACCAGGUGGUGCUGCAGAAUGUCACCAAGGCUCAAAUCAAGAUCCGCACCAAGAGGGACAACGUGGCGGGAGUCACGCUACCAGUUUUCGAGUCAUACCAGGAUGGCAGCGAUACCUAUGAGCUGACCGGUCUAGCCAAGGGUGGCCAACAGAUGCAGAAGCUGAAGAAAAACUACCAGAGCGCCGUGAAGCUGCUGGUGGAGCUUGCGUCGCUGCAGACGUCCUUCGUGACUUUGGAUGAAGUCAUCAAAAUUACCAACAGACGAGUUAACGCCAUCGAGCACGUUAUUAUCCCUCGCAUUGAUCGUACUUUGGCUUACAUUAUCUCGGAGUUAGAUGAACUGGAACGUGAAGAAUUCUACCGUUUGAAGAAGAUUCAGGACAAAAAACGAAUUGCAAAGAAAAAGGAAGAGGCUCGCAAAGCAGCCCUUUUGGAAAAGGGAGUUGAUGUACGAGAUCAUGCUAAUCUCCUCGACGAAGGCGAUGAUGACAUUUUGUUCUAAGAUGUUUAUUCCCAACGGGCAGCGGCGUACAAGUUCGGUGAAAGCAUGGGACAGUCGCAACUUCUAACAAAGCGGAUUGUGAAUGCUUUUAUGAAAAGUUCAUUCCCUUCUAAGUGUAGAUCAACAGUAAACGGUUUUGAGUAGCUUCGUGGUUUGGAGGACGUAUAUGUAACAAGUGUAUUUUUUUUUUGUUUUCUUUUUCAAUCUAGGUUAGAUGAUUCUAUUUGCGUAUUAUGCGCAAAAAAUACAGCAUAUAAAUUAUAAACGGAUUAUUAUAGAAUAAAUGUUAUCGAUAAGCAUA
This is a messenger RNA of Aedes aegypti (yellow fever mosquito), 1161 nucleotides long. RefSeq names its product V-type proton ATPase subunit D 1 (gene Vha36-1). Bases 120 to 860 code for a protein of 246 amino acids. Gene Ontology annotation, molecular function: proton-transporting ATPase activity, rotational mechanism. The transcript has 5 exons. Gene Ontology annotation, cellular component: proton-transporting V-type ATPase complex. Lineage: Eukaryota; Metazoa; Arthropoda; Insecta; Diptera; Culicidae. The record is from RefSeq and is a predicted model, not a curated record.